Messenger RNA from Liolophura sinensis, 1404 nucleotides. RefSeq lists its product as uncharacterized. The record is from RefSeq and is a predicted model, not a curated record. Gene Ontology annotation, biological process: response to reactive oxygen species; lipid metabolic process. Bases 52 to 1254 code for a protein of 400 amino acids. Lineage: Eukaryota; Metazoa; Mollusca; Polyplacophora; Chitonida; Chitonidae. Gene Ontology annotation, cellular component: cytoplasm. The transcript is spliced from 11 exons.
CGCCCGUUCCUCAGAAAAGAACAACGACAGGUGUCAUUGUAAAGCUACUCGAUGUCUCAAGUCAACAUGAUUGCCGUACUGUUACUGCUCAUGGUUGCAGUUCUGCCAGCGAUCGCAGAAUCACAGUGCAAAGUAUCUGAAUUCCGUGUGCAACGAAACUUCGACAUAGCCAGGUUCCAAGGCCGGUGGUUCAUCCACAAGAAGUUUACACAGUCUCCUUUGCUGCAAGAUUCUUUCACAAACCGCGAGCAUAUUUACACUAAAGGUGCCGGGGAAGAUCUUGCUGCUCUCAGUUUUGGCAGAUGUCACGAUGGCAGCUGUCAGUUCGAACAUGGAAAACUGAAGCAACCAUCUCCAACCGGAAGUAAUGCAGCCAAGCUGGGCUACCAGCCUUCCUCGCCCUCUGAUCCUGUUUUGAAGUACUGGGUGAUAGACACGGACUACGAAAGUUACGCUUUAAUCUACGGUUGUAACCAAAUUAAGCAGUCAACAGGCAAGUGCAUGAAAGCUUACAGCUGGAUUCUGGAGAGGACCCGGCAAUCCAGCUUGAGUCAGGAAAUACGUCGGAGAAUAAACCGGAAGAUCAAUGGACUCUGUCUGAAGCCAAACGACUUUGAGGUUGUCAGCCAAACAGGAGAAAGAUGUCGACAAUGUGAUCCCUCUACAUGGACCGUUCAACCCAACUUCGAUCUGGACAGGUACUUGGGACUCUGGCACGAAAUGGUAUUCAAACCUCGAGUUGUUUUUCCUCGCGAGCUGGCAUUUAACGACUACCUGAAUGUCUAUACGAUACUGCCUAACGGAACAAUUGCCGUUCGUAUUGUAAGGAGCGACCCUGCUUUAGAUGACAAGUGCUUCAUAACUGACGAUCGGCAGACAUGGGAGAGAACAGACGAGCCGGGCAAAUUUAUCUUCUUUGACUCCCCAGAUCGAACCGUGUUCACAGGUGACGAUUAUUUUGUGAUCGAAACGGACUAUACCGGGAUCUCGUUUGUGCUUGGCUGUGUGAAGGAACCAGACACCCCGGAUGGCGAAUGCGUGCGUAUCCGAGGCUCAGUGUGGAGCAGGAAGCCAUAUUUCACUUCGACUGAGUUUAUCCGGCUAAAAGUACUCUUCGAUCAGUACUGCCUUGACGAGCAAGAGUAUUACAUCACCACACACAACAAGAUUUGUCCUCGUGAACCGAACGGGAAAGAACAAGUUGAGGUGUGUGUUUUGUAUGACAAGCCUGAUGUCUGUCUCAGAGGUUUGUGAGCUUCACUUUGAGAGGCGCGUGAAGAUACAAAUAAGGGAAACAACUCUUGAUAACACGGGCGAGCGACAGAUGUCAUCGGUCAUUCCCUUGUCGUGGCAUUGUAAGAAGUCCUAUCUGACUAUUAAAAAUGCUACAUUGUAUCAAACUGA